This is a messenger RNA of Vicia faba (fava bean), 399 nucleotides long. The record is from the annotation of a GenBank genome assembly. NCBI's taxonomy places the organism in Eukaryota, Viridiplantae, Streptophyta, Magnoliopsida, Fabales, Fabaceae.
AUGGAAGAAUCACAAUGGUUCUAUGCUGCUACAAGUUUAAAGGUUCGCCCUGCUAAGUGCAACAUGUACUAUGGUGGCAUGAAAAGAGAGGAUCAACUUGCUAUUUGUGCUGAAACCGGAUUUACUCAAGGGAGUCUUCCCUUCAAAUACUUCAAGGUCCCUUUGGCUAGCAGAAAAAUCACAGUUCACCGUUGUAGACCUCUAAUUGAGAAGAUUUUGAAGAGGAUUAAGCAUUGGACAUCCAGGCUUUUGAGUUAUGCAGGUAGAAUGCAACUAAUUAGAAGCAUCAUAUUUUUUUGGCAAAUUUCUGGAUGCAAUUGUUUCUGUUGCCACAGAAAGUGGUUCACGAAAUUGAAGCAAUAUGCAGGAGCUUUCAGUGGAGUGGUUCAGACACAAUAA